AGCAGACGAAAACAUGGUACUGUACAAUUCAAAACCCAGAAAAGAUAAAGAUGGUUCCUAAUUCUUAACUGUGCAGUUAAUUAAUGAUGGAUACAUCUCAAUUUAGUUUCCAAAUUGGUCAUGUCGCGAGGGAAAAUGAAACAACUUUGAAUGCUGAUUUAUCGAAUGUAAUUUCUUCCAACAAUGUUACCUCAUUCGAAAAUAUAUCGUUUUUUCUUGCCACUCGUAAAUAUCCAAAUGGCUUGAAUCUUAACCAAAAACGCACUCUAAGAAAGGCUGCCACCAACUUCUCGCUUGUCGACAACAAGCUGUACUACAUUGGGAAAAAUAAAACUGAUAAAAGACUUGUAAUCUUGGACGAAGAAGGGAAAAAGCAGGUCUUUGAAGAUUGCCAUGGAAGCUCUAUUGAAGGGGGGCAUGGGGGCCAAAAGAAAACACUGGAGAAAAUAGAGAGUCUGUUCUUUUGGCGUGGAAUGGUGAAGGAUGUCAUUCAUUGGGUUACAGCAUGUGAAAUUUGUCGCCAUAAGGAGAAGAGAUGUAAUCAAUUGUAUAAAAAAGCCAAAACAGUAGAUUUUGUCAAUGACACAAGCCAGUCUUCAGAUACAUGUCAAGAUGACAUAACAACUGGUGAAAAUCCAACCAAUGGUAUUUAUGAAACAGCCAAAUAUAGCAUGGAACAGAUUGAGCUAUGCCUCCAAAAGAUUCAGCACUAUGAGUUGGAAGUUGUGAACAUGUCAAAGACAGCAGAAGUUGAAAUUGAUGAUACGCUCGAUUUCCUUCUUGCUAAAAUUAUGAAACUCAUUAGCCGGAAAAAACGCGAAAUGAAAAUUCAAGUUGAAGAACAGAAAAUUAGGUCAUUAAAUUUACUGAAAACAUUUCGUAAGCAAUUUGAAGGAAGAUUGAAGACCAUAAGAAAGUUGAUUUUGGAUGUAGAAAAAGCCACGAAAGAUAAUCAGCCGUGGUCCUCGCCAAAAAAUAAACCAGCUGUAAGCUUACCGGAAAUGCUAAAAAGAGAAGAACUUGGUGGAAUAUGGAGCGUGUUUAACACCGACGAAGCUCACGAAGAAAUCGGGAAAAUUAUAAAAAAAUGUGGCAAUAUAUGCGAGCAGCCUCCGUACAUAAUAUCGAACAUAUUGCAAUUACCCGCUUCACUUCGCAUCCAAAUUAGCCAUGCCGCGUGUGAGAAUCAGCCGUUAUUUAGAGAUGCUUACGAAAUGGGAAACUUUACGCCAACAAGGAGUCUAAGGCUUUAUCACUGUAUCCACAAUCCUGCUGCUCCCAUAGGCGAUGAGUCUAUUUUCCAUGAAAACCAAAUUCAGAUACUGAAAGGUUUCAGUAAAGAAAAUUACGUUUACCUCAACUGUCUUGAACCGCAUCAGGUUUAUGCCAUUUACAUCAGUUAUAGGGAGGAAGGCUCCUCCGGUUGGUCUCCGUGGAGCUUCCCUUUUCUAGCCAGUACUUCAAUCCCAGGAUAUUGUUGGGAAACAAUAAACAGUGCCUGGAAGAUCUCUUCUGAUCUAAGAGAAGCUUCUAAAAUUGUUAACUCGCUAACUCCUUUGUUCUCGUCUAGUGCCCAAUAUUUUCCGGGAUGCCGCAUCAGCGUGACUUUGGAGAAGAUCCCCGACAUCGUACACGCCGAGGAUGGAUUCGCCCUGAUUGAUCAGGGGGUACAAGGAGGCACGCUCAAUCAAGAGGGAACGUUCUUUGUGAAUGUAGAAGGGAAACUGUUUAUCAAUGGUAAAUUGUGUGAUGCUAUCGACCCUCUUUCGCUUGCUAAUACCACUUUAACCUUCGACUGCCAUCCAAAUAUUGAGACCAUUGCCGAUGGUCUCAGGAUGCAAUUAACGGUCCACUGUCGCAACGAAUCUCACCAAGUUUACUGGAGUGUUCGGAACCACAUUACUAACGUCUACUUUGGCGUACGUUUCCAUCAGCCAGGUGCACGGGUGAAGAUUGGAUGACUGGAACUUUUUUCGUCUAAUAACGUGUUGAAUUGCGUUAACUAAAUGGAAAAAAGUAUCAGUCGUUUCACUGUUCAUUUUAUCAAAAAACAAUAAAUUUGUCAUAAUCGUA
This is a messenger RNA of Daphnia magna, 2073 nucleotides long. RefSeq lists its product as uncharacterized. The record is from RefSeq and is a predicted model, not a curated record. The coding region runs from base 84 to 1961 and encodes 625 amino acids. Lineage: Eukaryota; Metazoa; Arthropoda; Branchiopoda; Diplostraca; Daphniidae. The transcript is spliced from 9 exons.